Zasmidium cellare ATCC 36951 is the source of this 414-nucleotide messenger RNA. RefSeq lists its product as uncharacterized. Gene Ontology annotation, biological process: DNA-templated transcription; maintenance of transcriptional fidelity during transcription elongation by RNA polymerase II; transcription initiation at RNA polymerase II promoter. The record is from RefSeq and is a predicted model, not a curated record. The transcript is spliced from 4 exons. Gene Ontology annotation, cellular component: RNA polymerase II, core complex. The coding region runs from base 1 to 414 and encodes 137 amino acids. Lineage: Eukaryota; Fungi; Ascomycota; Dothideomycetes; Mycosphaerellales; Mycosphaerellaceae. Gene Ontology annotation, molecular function: DNA-directed RNA polymerase activity; nucleic acid binding; zinc ion binding.
AUGGCCAGCUACGACAUGGAGGCCUCGCCCGCCCCCGAGGACAAGGUCGACGAUGCGAAGAAGAUCAGCUUCCGCUUCUGCCGCGAGUGUUCCAACAUGCUCUACCCCAAGGAAGACAAGAUGACCAACACCCUCAUGUUCGCAUGCCGGACCUGCCAGUUCAGCGAACAGGCCAACGCGAGCUGUAUCUGGCGCAACAUGCUCAAGGAGAACGUCCAAGAGACGGCUGGCAACGUCGACGACAUCGCACAGGAUCCUACGCUCCCACACGCCGAAGAAGAAUGCAGCAAGUGCGGCCAGCGAGAUGCCGUGUUCUUCCAGAGCCAACAGCGCACUGCCGAGACGGGGAUGGCCCUCUUCUACGUCUGCUGCAACUGCCAACACGUGUGGUCGACGCUUGAUGCAAAGAAGUAG